Aspergillus calidoustus is the source of this 3084-nucleotide messenger RNA. Lineage: Eukaryota; Fungi; Ascomycota; Eurotiomycetes; Eurotiales; Aspergillaceae. The record is from the annotation of a GenBank genome assembly.
AUGGCCCCGGGCCCAGACUUGGAGCUCUCGGACGCGAUCACGGUGGGCUCCUCUGACGACGAUGAUCUUGACCGGACGUGUCCGAUAAGAACCACCGGUUCCUCCGUCAAAUCCGAAUAUCGUAACCCGAAGUCCGAGAGAACUUCGCCAGAGCCCAUAGGCUCAAUCCCUAGAUCAACAUACGUCAAACAACCUUCUCCACCAAAUGAGAAAGUUCCACUCGACGAAGAAACAACAGAUGGAUCUGUCAGCGAUGAUGAUCUUUUUAAUGAUGGACAGGCUGUCUACGAGCAAUUCAAAAAUCGCAAAUCUCGGAAGCGAAAACGAAGCUCGAUCGGUGUGCGCAAAGUCAAGCCGCCUAAAGUCGCGGCCGCGGAUGCUAUCGUCGGUCGGAUACCCAAGAAGGAUACCAAAGCGAAGAACUCGAGACCAUGGCAAGAAUAUGGAAAUGAGAUACCUUCUGAAGAUGAACUGAUGGAAUAUACUCUUCCCGAAUAUCUUCAAAAGCGCCGGCUUCGGUUUAACAGACGAAGGGAGCGUUAUAAGGACGCUGGUCUCAAACUGCCUCCAGACUACGACCAUAUUGACUUUUCCGAUGAUGAGAAUCUGGAAUUUCUGCAAGAGAAGCCGAAAUUUAGGGACAUCACGCCAUGCAAUGAAUACAAGGAUAUCACGCUUCCCUGCUCUUUGGGACUUAUACCCGCCCCCAUCGCACAGUGGCUUCGUCCCUAUCAGGUGGAGGGCACUGCAUUCUUGCAUGAGCUUUUUGUGUAUCAGAAAGGAGGGAUCCUCGGCGACGAUAUGGGACUGGGGAAGACUGUACAGGUAAUAGCAUUUCUCACCGCAGCCUACGGGAAGACGGGAGAUGAACGUGACGAGAAACGCAUGAGAAAAAUGCGGCGGCUUGAUAACAACGAGUGGUAUCCGCGAACACUCAUUGUCUGCCCCGGCACCCUCAUCAACAACUGGAAGACGGAGCUUUCCCGCUGGGGCUGGUGGCAUGUGGACGCCUACCAUGGAGGCAACAAGGAUCUUGUCCUCCACGCUGCGAGGUCUGGACGUGUCGAAAUUAUGGUCACCACGUACACCACAUAUCUAAACAACAAGGAUUCUGUGAACAUGGUUGAGUGGGAUUGUGUCAUUGCCGAUGAAUGCCAUGCCAUCAAGGAGAGAAGUUCUGAAACUACCAAAGCCAUGAAUGAAAUCAAUGCGCUCUGUCGAAUCGGCUUGACUGGUACCGCUAUUCAAAACAAUUAUGAGGAGCUCUGGACGCUGCUGAAUUGGACUAACCCUGGACGGUUGGGCCCUGUGACCACGUGGAAAAGAACCAUCUCUGACCCGUUGAAGAUGGGACAGUCGCAUGAUGCCACUGUGCAGGAACUGAGAAAAGCGCGUGUGACCGCCAAAAAGCUGGUGCAAAAUCUCCUACCACAGUUUUUUCUCCGCCGCAUGAAGACCUUGAUCGCAGACCAGCUCCCGAAAAAGGUUGACCGCGUGGUGUUCUGCCCCCUCACAGAAACUCAAGCAGAAGCGUAUGAGAAUCUGUUGGAUAGUGACAUCAUUACCUACAUCAAAACGGCCUCUGAACCCUGCGACUGUGCUUCCGGAAAGAAGGCCGGUUGGUGCUGUCGGCAGUAUCUGCCUUCGGGCAUGCGAUGGCAGAACUAUGUAUUUCCAGCCAUUCAGAUCCUGCAAAAGCUGAGCAAUCACCUUGCUAUUCUGAUUCCGCAGGGGAUCGAUAGCCGUGAGAAACAGGAAAAGGACAAGGAAAUGCUAGAGAUUGCGGUGCCCGACCAGUGGGAGUCUUUAUAUCGGUCAAGGGAUUCGCUUAUCAACUAUGCAAAUCCUGAGUUCUGCGGUAAAUGGAAGGUUCUCAAAAGGCUAUUGAGGUGGUGGCAUGCAAACGGGGACAAAGUCCUUGUCUUUUCCCAUAGUGUCCGACUUCUAAAGAUGCUGGAAAUGCUCUUCAAGAACACGAGCUAUAAUGUUAGCUACUUGGACGGUUCAAUGAACUACGAGGACCGCACCACCGUUGUCGACGAAUUCAAUUCAGACACUCGGCAGUUUGUCUUUCUGAUCUCCACGCGAUCCGGUGGAGUUGGACUUAACAUCACUUCCGCGAACAAGGUCGUUAUUGUCGAUCCAAACUGGAACCCUUCAUACGACCUCCAAGCUCAGGACCGUGCUUAUCGUAUCGGACAGACGCGAGACGUGGAGGUUUUCCGACUUAUCUCUGCCGGUACCGUUGAAGAGAUCGUCUACGCCCGGCAAAUUUACAAACAACAGCAGGCCAACAUAGGAUACAACGCCAGUUCUGAGCGACGGUACUUUAAGGGUGUCCAAGAGAAAAAGGAUAAGAAAGGCGAAAUCUUUGGCCUGGCCAACAUCUUUGAGUACCAAAACAACAACAUCGUCCUCCGCGAGAUUGUCAACAAGACCAACGUCGCCGAAAGCAAGGCUGGAGUGCAAGUUAUGAACGUCGAAUUCGACGAGACCGAACUCGACCCCGAAGACGGCCCUAAAGUCAAAGCGCAGUUCUCGGAUGAUGAAGUCAUGAGCCAGCUUGCCGCUAAAAUCCGAGGCGAGGACGAGGAAUCCACAUCAACACCAGUCAAGCACGACCCCAUCCAAGCCAUCCUCGCCGGCGCGGGCGUCGAAUACACCCAUCUAAACAACGAAGUCAUCGGCUCCUCCAAAGUCGAAGAACAGCUCAGCCGGCGCGCGCAACUAGCGGAUGAUGACAUGGCCAACAUGCAAGUUUUUGCGGGCUCACAGAAUGAACGCGUCAGCGCUUCCUCCCCCGCCUUCUUUCAGAAAGACGGCCGCCCCGUUCAGUUCAAAUACCACCCACCUGAAGGCGUGAUGAGACGGCAGUUCUGCAGUAUGGCAAAGCGCUUCGGCUUCCCAAAUGCGACGGAGUUUGCUCUCGUUGUAGAGGGAAUGACUCAAGCGCAGAGGCGGGCUUGCUUGGAGCGUUGGUAUAGGGAACGACGACAGAUUCUGCUAGGGGAUUCUGUAAAGACGGAAGUUAAGGACGAGCAGACUAUCAAGGGCGAGGAGCCUAUCAAAGAUGAAGCGACAUGA